Molecule: messenger RNA, 3003 nt
Organism: Cydia pomonella (codling moth)
Lineage: Eukaryota; Metazoa; Arthropoda; Insecta; Lepidoptera; Tortricidae
Exons: 2
Coding region: 121-2694 (857 amino acids)
Molecular function (GO): nucleic acid binding
Source: RefSeq, a predicted model, not a curated record
GUUUCACGCUGAUCUCAAAAGAGUUUGCUACCCAAAGUGUUGCAAACUCUUUUGAGAUCAGCAAUGUCAAAUAUUUUAAAUUAUAUUUUUUCAUGAUUUUGUCAUGUGACUCUAAAAUAAAUGGCUAAACGUUUCGUGCGUGUUUUCAUUCGGGCUAUAUUUCAUGUAAUUUUCUACAUCUGGCGACCGUUAAUUAAAAUGGAAAUAUUACGAAAAGAAAGAGGUAUAGCCAGGAGGCUUUUUACAACCGCGAAAAACGAAUUUCAAGCUAAUUUAGAGUCAACAAAUAUCGACGAAAUCACCGCGGCCUUCAACAAACUCCAGCUUCGAGCCGAUUCCCUGUUCAACGUUGACCUACGUAUAAAAGAACAGUGGCUAAAAACGGACGAGAUGACUGAAGAUGAAAUUUAUGAAGAUUGCAUGACGAGCGAUAAGUAUCUAAACGACUGGGAGCGUAUAAAAGUCAUGUACGAAAACGUUUCUCGGAAGAACGAACGCAUGAAGAGGUCUUGCAAGUCUAGCGGCAGCGAUGUGUCGAAUAACACACAAAAAUCUCAUCAAUGUUGUGAGAAGUCGGCAUGCAAUAGUGCUUGUCAUUCAAGACGAUUCCGUCUACCGAAAUUUGAGUUACGGAAGUUUGACGGCAAUACGAAAAAUUGGAUUGGUUUUUGGUGUCAAUUUCAGAAAAUCGACGACGACGAGACAAUAGACGAUGGAGAUAAGUUUCAGUACCUUUACCAGUGCACUGUUCCAGAUACUCCAGCGCGAGAGAUCGUCGAGAGCUUUCCGCCGUCGGGAGAUAACUACAAGAAGGCUGUUGAGCAAUUGAAGUCCAGGUUUGCACGUGACGAAAUGUUGAUCGACAUUUAUGUGCGUGAACUGCUUAAUCUUGUACUAGCACAAGCAAAAGUUGAGUCCGCCUUGCCCGAAUCUGUUUUACGAGCAUGGCAGAGAUCCCAUGUACUGGAGGAGAAGGGCGACGAUCAUCUGAACCAGCUUAUGCAGUUCCUGAAACGCGAAGUGGAGUCGGAAGAGCGGAUCCAGCUCGCGCGCACCGAGAUAGCAUCGGGUGACAGUUUGCAUAGCGUUUCUACUCAACCCACCGCGGCAUGCAUGGUGUCAACGGAAGACGCAGGUAAGAAGAUUUGUUGCGUUUGGUGUGAAAAGGCAUCGCAUAGCAGCUUCGAGUGCUACAAAGCUAACAAAAUGUCGUAUGAAGCUAGGAAGGAAAUGCUAAAUAAAAAAGGAGCGUGCCUUAUUUGUUUAAAAACCGGACAUAAUGCGAAAAGGUGCAAAAAUUUCACAAAAUGCCUUUUCUGCUCCAAAUGUCAUUCUGUAUUGAUGUGCCCUGACAUUAAAAUGUCAAGUCAAAAUGAAACUGAAAAAACUUCGAAUGUUGAAACGUCAAAUUUAAAUAAUAACGUAACUCAAUAUAAGGCUAGUACUACACUGUUGCAAACGUUCAUGGCGAAUAUUAUGACCGAUAAGAAAUGUAUACGGGUACGAUGCUUUAUUGAUUCGGGUGCACAGAAGACUUAUUUACGUCGCGAUAUAAUAGAAAAUUUAGACUUGAAACCUGUCGGCAAAGAAAUCGUGUCAAAUUGUCUUUUUGGCGGGAUUGAAACUAAGACGGAACUAUUUCAUACCUACGAGUUAAAGCUAGCAAGCUUGGAUAAGAAAUUUGAAUGUACAAUGACCGCGCGAGACAAGUCUACGCUCUGCGGGUAUGUUCCUCGUUUAAAUGUAGACCAUGAGAUGUUUAAAGAGUUACAGAAAUAUAAUAUUACGCUGAGCGACGUCGGCGAUGCGGCAGCACCUGACAUCGGGCUGUUGAUCGGCGCAGACCAUGCAGGCGUGUUGCUCACUGAGAGUUUCUUAAAACUGAACAAUAACCUCGUGGCAAUAAAAACUAAAUUUGGAUGGACGCUUCAAGGACCUGUUAUGAACACAUGCAGUUUGCUAAUGAACGUAGUAUUAGAAAAUGAACAUAAAAUGAAAGAAAGUAAGAAAGUAGUGCUCGCUAACAACACUGCAGAUUAUAGUACGUUUCUAUCUACACUGACUUUCAUCUUUAAGUACAUUACAGACCUUGCCGGUCUUUCUUUUCUGCGGUCCGGAGGGAAGGUUUGGAUAAUUUUAUUCAUGUGUGCAGUUUACCGAGCCGUGCAUAUCAAAUUCACCAAACCACUAAUGACAGAAGCUUUUCUCAUAGCCUUACGAAGAUUUAUCCCGAGACGUGGAAGAGUUGACACAAAAUACACGGAUAAUUCUAACUUCCACGAAGCUGAUAAUCUUCUGAUGACUCUGAACGUGAGGAACAUUAAGAGGAAGUUUAGUUCUCCUGCAGCGCCAUGGCGGGAAAAUUGGUGGGAGCGUCUCAUACGCUCUUUGAAGGACCUCAUGAAACGAAACUUACCUUGCCAGUUCCACAGUGAUGAACAGGCUCACAGUAACGAGAACAUACAGUUGCUUAUCCAGAGGGGCAAGGAGAGGGACUCUAAUUUAAGGGUAGGUGACGUAGUUUUAAUAAAGAUGGACACAAAGCGUACUAUGUGGCUUUUAGGGAGGAUUGUAGAAACUUUCUCCGGUACAGACGGUUGCGUAAGAGUGGCUAAGAUGCGCACAACAGAUGGAGAGUUCACACGAGCAGUGCAACGCCUGUACCCACGCGAAGCACAGGCUGGCGACAUAUAGAGAAGAGUUUUGGGCCUCUUGCCCAAGGUGGGAGGAUGUUGCAAACUCUUUUGAGAUCAGCAAUGUCAAAUAUUUUAAAUUAUAUUUUUUCAUGAUUUUGUCAUGUGACUCUAAAAUAAAUGGCUAAACGUUUCGUGCGUGUUUUCAUUCGGGCUAUAUUUCAUGUAAUUUUCUACACAAAGGUUGUCUGGAAGAGAUCGCUCUUUAACGAUAAGACCGCCUGUUGUCUGCCACUACAUUUAAUCAAUUAUUUCCUAUUUUUUCUUUUGUAAUUUUCACUGAGACACCAAUAAAGAGUAUCUAUCUUUA